Messenger RNA from Bombyx mandarina (wild silkworm), 964 nucleotides. Its product is annotated as 15-hydroxyprostaglandin dehydrogenase [NAD(+)]-like. NCBI's taxonomy places the organism in Eukaryota, Metazoa, Arthropoda, Insecta, Lepidoptera, Bombycidae. Gene Ontology annotation, cellular component: cytoplasm. The record is from RefSeq and is a predicted model, not a curated record. Gene Ontology annotation, molecular function: oxidoreductase activity, acting on the CH-OH group of donors, NAD or NADP as acceptor.
AUGAAAUUACUUCUAUUUCUGGUACUCGCCAUCUCUGCAUACCAAUGCUUUGGCUACCCAAGAAAACCAAUAGAUUCUCAAUACGAAGUGAAAAACAAAGUGAUUAUUGUUACUGGAGCAGCUCGAGGCAUUGGUUAUGCAAUAGCCGAUAAUUUUCUCGAAAAGGGAGCAAAGAUCAUAAUCAUACUAGACAUCGAUGUGCCCAAAGGACGAGACGCCGCGGCAACUUUAAAUGCAAAAUACGGAAAGAACAGCGCGGUUUUCAUCAAGUGUGACGUCACGAAAGAUCUAGAUGAAGUCUCCCGACUAAUCUUAAAAGACUACGACGUAGAUAUUUUGGUAAAUUGCGCAGGAGUGGUCAACGAAUUUGAUCCUAGAAAGACGUUGACGACAAACUCAAUAGCUCUUAUCGAAUGGUCCCUUAAGUUCAGAGAGUACAUGAGAAAAGACAAUGGUGGAAAAGGCGGAACGAUUAUCAACAUUUCUUCUAUAUACGGGUAUACAAUAGACCCGUUCUUGGUUUCAUAUAAGGCGUCAAAGUUUGCUGUCUUAGGGUUUUCCAAAUCACUGGGUCAUGAAUUGAACUACAAGAUUACUGGAGUCAGGGUGCUCGUUAUAUGUCCCGGUGCUACAGAUACAAGAUUGGCAAAGAACGUUAAGGUAUUCCCCGAACACAACGAGCUCUUCACAAGGCUCACAGACAAAGCACAAAAGCAGAGUGCAGAUGCCGUUGGUAGGGGAGUCGUGGAAGUUUACAAGUCAGCUAGAACAGGUACGGCUUGGGACAUUAUUGGGGAGAGACCCCCUGUUGAAUCGCCUCUUGCAGCAUACGCUUCCAUGAAAGAAAUCUUGGAUAGUUAAAAAAAAAUUCUUUAACUAUAUUUGACAUUUACUUUGUUAACCCUUUCAAGUGUACACUUAAGAUUAGAAUCUAAAGAAUAAAGAAGAUAUUGAAUCUUAAAAA